UCAACUUCCUAUUGUUUGCAUCAGACUGAGGCUGUCUGCGGUGUGUGAGUGAGUGUGAGAGAGAGAGAGCAGAAUCGGCCACCAAUUUAUCGUGUAAUAGUAUAUAUAGCCAUUACAUUUGCGGUCAUUCAAGUUCAGCCCAAACUAUUUGUAUGCCAUUGGAUUAAAAGCCUCUCAGGACGCGACAACUAAACCUCGAUGAUGGAGGAAGAUCAACCCAGAACCUUGUAUGUGGGGAAUCUGUCCAGGGAUGUCACCGAGCCCCUUAUUCUACAGGUCUUCCAACAGAUAGGACCUUGCAAGAGCUGUAAAAUGAUAGUUGAUACAGCUGGAAAUGAUCCAUACUGCUUUGUGGAGUUCUAUGACCACAGGCAUGCUGCUGCCUCUUUGGCAGCAAUGAAUGGAAGGAAAAUAAUGGGUAAGGAGGUCAAAGUCAACUGGGCUACGACGCCAACCAGCCAGAAAAAAGACACAAGUAAUCACUUUCAUGUCUUUGUUGGAGACCUCAGCCCAGAAAUAACUACAGAAGACGUCAAAGCUGCCUUUGGUCCAUUUGGCAGGAUAUCAGAUGCUCGAGUUGUGAAAGAUAUGGCUACGGGGAAAUCUAAAGGCUAUGGCUUUGUGUCUUUUUUCAACAAAUGGGAUGCAGAGAAUGCCAUACAGCAGAUGGGAGGUCAGUGGUUAGGUGGCAGACAAAUUCGAACCAACUGGGCCACAAGAAAGCCCCCUGCCCCAAAGACCACCUAUGAAAGUAACUCCAAGCAUCUAUCCUUUGAUGAAGUAGUCAGUCAGUCCAGUCCGAGUAACUGUACUGUGUACUGUGGGGGAGUCAGCACAGGACUUACAGAGCAACUGAUGAGACAGACCUUCUCUCCCUUUGGACAAAUCAUGGAGAUCAGAGUUUUCCCUGAUAAAGGCUACUCGUUUGUGAGGUUUAACUCCCAUGAGUCAGCAGCCCAUGCAAUUGUGUCGGUGAAUGGCACUUCAAUAGAGGGCCACAUAGUCAAAUGCUACUGGGGUAAAGAGACCCCGGACAUGAUGAAUCCAAUGCAGCAGGUGCCUAUUCCCCAGCAGAACAAGAUGAGCUUCCCUGCAGCCCAGCCCUACGGCCAGUGGGGCCAGUGGUACGGCAACGGGCCCCAGAUCAGCCAGUAUGUCCCCAACGGGUGGCAGGUCCCCACCUACGGAGUCUACGGCCAGGCCUGGAACCAACAGGGCUUCAAUCACUUACCGGCCAGUGCUGGGUGGACUGGCAUGAGCGCCAUCAGUAACGGUGGGGUUAUGGAGCCUACACAGGGAUUGAAUGGGAGUAUGCUAGCCAACCAGCCCGGUAUGGGAGCCGCAGGAUACCCCACACACUGAUAAGUGGGCAGGGUGGGAGAUUUUUCAACCAUCAGCCUCUUAGUGGCUGUACAGUGCCCUGCAGGGCUGUGUAACACCGCCUCCAAUUGUGGCAGGACUAAGACUUUUUCUGGGAUGUGGAACCUAAUGGGAAGGUUGACAUCUAUAAGAGUUGUAAAUGGGAAUUCAUGGGGGGAGGGGGGUUGAGGUAACGGGAGCCAGGGAGGAGCGAUUUGACCCACACAGGUAUCUACUCCCUUUGUGGUAGGCAAGACUGGCCACGAUCCAGGGCUCGUACCAUUUUUAAGUUAACUGUAAAUGAGUAUAAACUGUAAAGGAGAAACUUUUUGGAUUUUUUUUUCGGGUUUUACAAAUUGCUUCCAUUUUCACAUCUUUCCUCUCACACAGCCACAGAGAGGUCUGUCAUUUUUUUAAAGAAACUGAUAAAGUUUGAGACGUGCUAAGUUAUGAACCUUAGUUAUUUUUUGAGGAAUGGAAAUCUGUUUAAUUUGUUAUCAUAAUCUCUUGGAUUAAAAUCAAUUGCAGGGAUUAUUGCCACUGCUGUUUCUCUGUAAGGGCAGAUAAAUAUUGCACAGUUUUUUCCUCUCUUGUACUUGGAAAAAUUUGACUACCAAGAGUGUUUUCCUUUUUGCAUUCCAUUUCUCCUUCAUAUCUUUCAGACAGCCUCAAAACCUUUCGCCACAUGUAAAUAACCAUUCAUUCAUUUGAAACAAUGUAAGUAAAAUGCUACUGUUAACUGUGGGUGCUUGCUUUCUUUUUUGUUUUGAUAACUCAACAGUUAACUCCAACAUUGUACGUAGCAGAGUGGCACUAUAAAUGUGACACUGGCACAGUGCAACAAACAAUUUUUUCCAUGCAGGGAUAACAUGGCUUUGCCAUUUAGUACUUACAUAAAAUUGAACACAAUUCAAAUGUUAAAGGGUGAACAUGUUUGACACUUCUGAUGGUUUUUAAAUGUGUUUUGAAACGCCAGUAUUUUAUAUCAAAAAAUCUGAGUGGAUUCAACCUUUACACUUGCUCUUUUUGCCAGAGAAAUGGGGAGGCCUACAUUGUAACUGUUGCCUUAUAGAGCUGGUUUCUUUUACCUGACGAGAUACUCUUUUUAAUUAGGCAGUGCCUACAGACAUUUUCAGACCCUUUUGUUUAGAAAGGUGUUAGCCCUGAGAACUGACGACUCUGCUACUGUAAUCAAUGUUUUCUUGCUUUGUCCAAUUAAAAUGCUAAUGCACAUAAACUACGGUGUUUGUUCUU
Cheilinus undulatus (humphead wrasse) is the source of this 2613-nucleotide messenger RNA. RefSeq names its product nucleolysin TIA-1-like. The transcript has 12 exons. Bases 199 to 1362 code for a protein of 387 amino acids. NCBI's taxonomy places the organism in Eukaryota, Metazoa, Chordata, Actinopteri, Labriformes, Labridae. Gene Ontology annotation, molecular function: mRNA binding. The record is from RefSeq and is a predicted model, not a curated record.